This is a messenger RNA of Porites evermanni, 27894 nucleotides long. The record is from the annotation of a GenBank genome assembly. NCBI's taxonomy places the organism in Eukaryota, Metazoa, Cnidaria, Anthozoa, Scleractinia, Poritidae.
AUGAUAAUUGUUACUUUUUUAAAACUUUCAACAGAGCACCUGAUCAACUCGCUGUCAGAGUUUGAUAUCACUUACCCAACAGAGUUGGAUGAUCGAGGUCGCUUUAAAGACCACGUGACUACCUUAUCCAACCAUCGACGCCGUCGGCGAAGCGCAAGCGAAGAGACUGGACCGAUAACAUACCAGGUAGGAACAGGAGUCUAUUAGAAACCACAUAUACCGCGGUCAAACAUCUAUGUUUUUCGUUUAAUCUAGUAGUAUACCAUAUUACCAUGAAGUGGACACAACGACAAGGGUGUAACAAAUACUUGAUUUAAAAACAUGAUUCCUUUUUCUCAAAAUUAAAAGUCUUUUUGUUUCUGGGAAAUGGUCCGCGCUCGAAUAAGAUUUUGUGACCUUAACGAGUUAGCAGCUUCCGUGUUCAUGCAUGUCCAAAAAACUUCUUAACAAAGAGAAUCAAAACAAUUUACCUUGAAUAACAGCGUAUAAGAAACGUAACGAUUUUUAAGCAAUGAAAAUGACAAUCUGUGGUUUUAAGUACAAGCUUUCGCAAAUCUCUCUCAUUUGACUUAAUAAUCACACUGCCCAAAAGCAAAAGCCACCUGGUGUUACUUUUUAAAGAAUCUCUGUCUUUUACAGAUACACGCUUUAGCUGUCACUUUGCCCGUAAAUUCUUUAACAAAUAAAUUGCGAUGUGUUAACGAAAAUAUUUUAAUUGACUGUUCAAUUGCUCCUCCUCGGGAUUGUUUUACCGGCCACUGUCAAUGUAUAUAGAAUGGGCUAGGCUCAUGGUUUUUUGGUGUGAUUAAGUUUAUUUUUGCCAGUUUCUGAAAGACUCACGCUUUCAUUAUUUAAGUAAAAUUCUCAUUAUUUUUUAUAGGUUAGCUAUAAGGGAAAGACUGUUAAACUCUUUUUGAGACUAAACACAAAGCUUUUCGGAUCUGAUUUUGUCGUUGAGCGCCAUAAAGAAGACGGUAGUAUUGAAACGAAAACGGUGACGGAUCAGUGUUACCUAGUCGGAGAAGCUGAGACAUUUCACACCAGUGUGGCCAUAAGUGACUGUGAUGGACUGGUAAGAAACCAUUAAUUUAUGCAUACUCUGAUCUCAUCUUAAGCUACGGUAAAAUGGGCAACAAAACGUGCGACUUGUUUCGAAACAUUGCUGCAAAACGAGUUGAAUAGCGAUGUUCACGUUGUACCUAUCACGUUCAAACCUGUCUUUCAGCAAAUCCGGUUGUGGCAGGUUGCCUGAAUACUGACUACUGAUUGGAUGAAAUUGCGCGGGAUUUGCGCCAUAUAUGGGAAUGACUUCACUUGCUGUAAAACAAGUUCGCCUUGGGUCGGUAAAACGCGCGACAUGUACAGAUUUUGUUGCAAAAAGUAGAACUACUUUCGACUUUCUGCAACAAUUUUGCGCAACCUGCGACAACUUGAUUUGUUGCAAGACAGGUUUAAACAUGGGUGGUAAAUCGCGCAAAAUCGUUUUUCAACUCGUUUUGCUGUAAAAAACAAGUUGCACCUUUUUGUUGCGGUUUUACUGUACGUUAAGAAAUUAUUUAAUACUCGUUUAUCAUUUAUAAACCGAAUACCAAAGAAUUAACUUAUGAUUCUCUUUAUAUAGUUAUAUUUGAUAUUGACACGGCUUGGGUUUUGGCUCUGGAUUUUCAAGGAACUGUGAAUCACACUUUUUGUGACUUACAGCAAAGCCCUAUCAUUAUUCAAACACUGCACAGACGCACAGGGAAAAUCAGUCGGUCUCGCGUUAAUCGUCUUGUUAAAGACAAAAAUAUAAUGAUAAAUUUCUGUAUGGACUGUUCAAGCAAAUAAUUAUAACCAACCUAAAUGACGCUGGUUCAUGCGCGCCCACUACUUAGUAUUGCGAAUAUCUCGCUCUCUUAGUCGUCCUCGUUUUAAAGUGAUGUUACACGGGACUUACGCAACGACGAUUUUUAGCGCAACACAGCAUUGGUAACAAUGUUUCGAAUGGUUGCAACAUUGUACCAACAUUGCAACCCUGUGUUGCGCCAAAAAUCGUCGUUGCGAAUUAUCUCGUAGAACAUCACCUUUAAAAUCUCAAGGUCUCUAAUAAUAGUGAUUUCUAAGAGUCGAAUAUAUGCUCUUUCUCUAAGGCAGGAAUCAUAGAGUUGGGUAAUGACACCAUCUUCAUCGAGCCCGUGUUGAACACAAGUCUGUUAGCUCAACGGGGAUGGACCAGACCUGGUAGACCACACUUGAUGUACAGUAAGGCCAUGCUAGGCCGCAACCAACUUCAUGAUCUGUCGUUUGACAGGUUUGACGGUGACUAUCUCAGAAGAGGACUGAAAGGUUAGUAACUCCCCGUAAUCCAAAUUCUAAUCUCUUAAGAAUGUCAACGUACGUGCAAUGAAGGACGCAUAUCAUGAAGCGGACACCUUACAGGACAUGUAUGUUAUAGAGUCCUUAUCAUUUUCUUCCAUAUUUUUCAUUAAAUGAACCAGUAUAGAAAGAGCCCCUCGGAUUUCCGGUUAAUACAGGGUUCAUUGCACGUUUGUAUGAUACUGUCUCGCAAUGGUAAAUGAAUACAUUACGUUGAUACCAUUUGCUUUGGAAAAUGAAACAAACCGAAGAAAAAAACCGGGGUAAUGCUAGAAAAGGGGCGUCAUUAUCUUGAGAGGAAUGAUGAUCUAUUGAUCCUCUAAAACCACCAAAACAAACGAACAAGCGUACAUCAUCUAUGUCAUCAUCAUUGUCAACCUUACCUUUCAGAAAGCUUCCAACCUCCAGAUCCGGUUGGUCGUUUUCGGCGUUUUCCUUUAAUAACGAAGAAAAAAAUACUGAUAGAGUUCAACUUAUAAAAUAAGAGAGGUUUUCCUCGAUCUACUGCCGUAAGGAAACCCGCUCACUAUUCAUAACCCGACGAAAAUUGUUCGGUUCAACUUGCCGGAGUGGUUGAAAGGAAAGGCAUACCUGUUUAGGAAGAGAUCAUCUUAUAAUGAUCUCUUCAGGGCUUUUUAUUCAAUCAGAACGCUUAAUAGCAGUAAAAAACAAUGGAUGCAAAUCACGUAUAGACACAAAAAACAAAGGAAGAAACAAGCUACGAGAAAAUUACUUUUCUGUAUGUGUGCUUAUAGCUAAGUAAUAACCCACUCAAAUGAUCUUCUGUAUUCGGUACGUGAACAAAAACUUUGAUCUCCGCAAAUGCUGCUAAAUUUUUAUUUCCUAGUGGAGAAGAAGCUGGUCGAUACAGCGGCAGCUUCUCAAACUUCGUACAUAACACUCAUGAAUCUUGCAAGACGUGCAGUUAAGGUAAUUAGUUAUUUAGGUAAUUAGGUAAUUAGUUAUAUAUAAUUAUACCUUUUUCUUCUUGGUCAUGCCAUUUCGGUGACGUAUCGAUACGAACGUUCGGAUCACGUGACUCGAACGGAAUGAUAGGGCCUGGGAACUAGGAAAAGAACAAGUCAUGUUCCGGUGGCUGUGACUUUGUCAUCAUCAUUUUGACUCUCCAUAUUUAAUUAAUAUAUUUUAAUUUUAAAAAAGUGUUUGUCCAUAACUGCACCGAUAAUUGUACUUGCAUUUCUAGAAUCAGUCUCUCAAUUCUUUAGCUAAUUAUUGAAUUAAUCAAUCUUUCAAUCUACCAAUCAGUGUUCAUCAACCAGUGGUUAAUCUUUACUACUUCAAUUAUGUCACAGAUCUACUAUAUCAACUACGGAAAGGAACAGUUAUUCCGAAUUUUGCAAGAUGGGCAAUCACAAGACGUAGACACUUUUACGGUGCACAAAUGGAUAGCAAAAGACUAUGAUACAGGAAAACCACUCUUCAUCAACAGGAAAAAGACCUUCAUUCCACCCACUGGAACGACUAUGAGAAACCGAUAUCGCGCUAAAAUCACUGUUCCACGUGAGUAAUACGAUACUUAAUCGACUAUAAACGUGGCGGAAACAAGUUAUCAAAUUUUUAACAUUUUAUCACAAGUUUUAUCAUUCUGAGAUCAGGAGAGGACUUAGCCUCCCUCAAUAAAAAUUAUCGUCCUAACUUUUCUGGUUAAAAAGAAAAAAAUGUGAAUAAUAUGAAGCUUUCUGAGGUGUGUCUUUUCUUCGAGUGGAAUCUCAACCUCGUUCCCAGCGUUCUUUCCUACUUGUCCUUGGAGUCGUGCCCAGUCCUCGAAUAAAAAGGUCUCUAUUAUGGGCAACGCGAAAGUGCAGAAAACCGCUACUGACUCUAACACUAUAAAGCUUUUAAACGUUGCCUGUAAAGCGAUUUCUAUGUUUUUGUCUUGUACACUUUGUGCUGAUUUUAGUCAGUGUCGUCUGUGAGAGUGCGCUAUUCACCGUCCGAUUAGUAUAGGUAAUACCAUGAUUUGUAGUGAUAUUUGGCAUAAAUACCACGCGGGUGAUAUUUCGAAAUUGGUGUACGUAAGCGGCUCGUGAAAUUUGAGACAAUUUUGAAAUACCGUAAAAUUCCGAAAAUAAGCCCCUCCAAAUAUAAGCCCCCCAAACCGGUAACGCGAAAAACCUUCCGUUAAAUCGCCCCUCCAAAUAUAAGCCCCCGGGGUUGUACUUGGAAAAUUGCCCUCAAAUACAAAGUAAAGCAAAGCAAAAACGGUAAAUUUACUUCCAACUAUAAGGCUAGCCCAAUCGAUUUUGAAACGCGAAUUUCCUUCCGUAGAUAAGCCCCUCCGAAUAUAAGCCCCUCCAAAAAUAAGCCCCUCAAAAAGGGCCUUCGAAAAAUAUAAGCCCCGGGGCUUAUUUUCGGAAUUUUACGGUAUCACGAGUGGUAUGUAGGCCAAAUAUCACGUACAAAUCAUGCUAUUAUUUGUUUAUACUACUACCAGCAAAAGGUUUGUAAUUUUUACACGUAGGUAUAUUAGGCUGAAAUAUCACUGCUCUGAGCCAAAUAAGUUACAGAAAUUUCUCAUGAAGUAGUAUAAUGUUUGAAAUACUCUUUAGGACUUGAUUGAUAAGAAAGUGGCUAAUAUUGGUUUAAGAGUAAAUUAUCCCUUUCAACUGAAAUUUAUUAAUAGAAGUUAACGGAUUAAGCACCCGGUGUUUCUCUUAUGAAAUGGCCUCUCGCUGCGUGAUUAUCACCGUCUGUUUAAUUGAAUAAUCUUUUAUGAAAGUUUAGUUUUACCAGUUAAUCUAAAAGCAAGCUCUUGGUAGUAAUCGGCAUUCCGUAGCAAUUCAGCAUCCGAAAACUAUGAGUAAAAAACUUCAGAAUAGACUUCUAAAAAGUCCUUUUUAGUUGGAUUAUUCUUUCGUGGUUUGCUUGGGAAGAGUUGACUAGUGUUCAAGUCUAACUUCAAGAAAGUCGAUACUUUUUUAUUGCCUCCCUUAACAUCAACCCCAAGUCUUCGAUCAUAAUGUUUCUCCAUUGCGUUUCAGCUGGUCUCAAGCUUCCUGCGGCCACUCAACCUUCUCAGCCCAACAGUCAUUUAACUUUUAUCAAUAGAUCAAACCGAUUCGUGAAGGUAAGUCCCUUGAGUUUUUUCUCUGGUGCAACAGAGUUGUGUUGAAUUUGUCCUUAAAGGUAGAGCUUGGUCACGAAUUUUAGCCACAUUCAGAAUGUCCCGCUUGCCAUCUUAAAUUAAGCGCUUAAAACUUGUUAAUGAAUGGAUAAAAUCAGUAACAAACCAAAUGCAGGAGAAGGAGUCGAUGGACAAAAUUAAAGAAGAUUUAAACCUAUUGCAAUUAAAGUUUUUCAGAGUUCCUUCCUGCUGUUAAAGUAACAUUUAUCAUUUACAACUAAUUUCUUCUCUAACGUUAAUUUUCAGAUCGAUUAGGGCGAGUAAUUGACAACCCCCAAAAACAAGAGCGUUUCUCUCCUAAGGGAACUCCACCUAUACCCAAAUAUUAGUCGAGUACCCCCCUACUAAACUAAAUUUUCGUGCAAAUUCUGCAAACAAAAUAGUUCGUAAACCACUUACAUGGCGGCCUACGUAGUUGCAAACCUAAAAACUGGCCGGCUACUCCUAGGCGAUUAUCGUAAAGAUUCAAGUGUAUCCGCAACAAACGUAAUCUGCCACUCAACUGCUUACAGAGGUACUGUUUGACGACUCCUACAUGAGAUAGGAUCGCUAUUUUCAUGCGGUUAUCCGAGCCGGACGAAGGUCUGGCCGUUUCGAGGGCAGACUGAAAGACACUGUCUUACUCCUCAGCUACUUAAGAAUCUGAGUCCAGUGCCGGGAAAUGAACCCGCAACUCCGCCCUGGGACCCGUUUCUCGAAAGCCCCAAUAACUUUUCGGGCCUGAAAGCUGUUUUAUGUUUGCCGGGUUUGCACUCAAGAUCAAAUUUUCAAUAAUCAAAUUAAUGAAAUUGAAAUUGAUAAUGAAAUUAUCAGUUAACGAAGCAAAAUUGGCUGGUUUGUGAGCUAGGAAUGUGCUGCUAUUCAACUGGUUUUGAUUUCAAAAUUUACCUUCGGACCCGAAAAGUUAUCGGGCCUUUCGAGAAACGGGCCCAGUGAUCUGCCCCACCUACUUAGCUCACCCCACUGCGAAUAUAACUAUUUCUUCAUUUGAUAUUUUUUUAUUUCUGUCUGUAUCCCACAGGUGUUUUACAUCGAAGAGGGCGAAACACUUUUCUUCUUAAACCUGUCCCCAAAGGAAGAUGUUGUAGUUAAUACCUACACUUCUCACACGUGGUUCGUGAAAGAUCUCGACACGAACAAAAUUCUUCAUGUAAAUGGACACAAGAAGUAUAUACCUGUGAAAACAGACCCAGAAAAUCCGAUACGAGUCUUCAUCACCGUUCCAAGUUGGUGAUAGUAACUCUUUUAAAUUGAAUAAAUCAAGUUCUAUUUUACAGUGCCUUCUUGGCACGUUUUGUUUUCUAAGAAAUAGUUUGACUUCGGUUCAGAGGGUUUGAGGUUGUUUUCGACUGUGCAUAUUUUUCUAGUAUCUAGUUGUCUCAGGCUUAAGGUUGAUGUGAUAAUGAUGAUGAUGAUGAUUUCUGAUGAUGAUGAUGAUGAUGAUGAUGGUGAUGAUGAUGAUGAUGACGUAGAUGAUUACAGAGAUGAUGAUAUCGAUCUAAAUAUUAUUUAACAUUCAUACUUGGCUGCGAGGCUUGGGGGAAUAAAACAAAAGAAAUCAUCUUGAGGCUCAGUUAAUGAAUAAUACAUUUCUUUUGUUUUAUUCCCUUAAGUCUCGGAGCCAAGUAUGAAUUUUAAUAUAUCAAAAAUGGUCCAUUAAAAAAGAAAGUUGGUUUCAGCCUCUCAUAUAAGGUGGAAUCCCGAUUUAACGUAUUCAAGUGUCAAGACACUCGAAAAUUUGGGGGAAGGGCGGCUACGUUGGGGUGCUGCUAGAAUUCUCAUUACUGCUUUUUCUUUAUGUGCUAAUUCUAAAAAAAUAAAAAAGCACAUCUGGAAUUGCAAUUGGUAACAUAUUUGUCUCUCUUCCAGGCACUUUGUCGCUUCCCGACAUGAAAUUUCCAGACAUGCUUAAGACAAGGCCCAAGUACAUAGAGGUGAUGGCAACAGCGGACAGCUCUGUAGUGAAGUUUCAUGGCAAGGAAAAAUCGGAGAAAUAUAUCUUGACUUUGAUGAACAUUGUGAGUACUGUCAGUUAUAGUAACGCCAUAAGGCUUUUGAAAUUAAUACUGAUGUCAUGAGCGGUUUAAAACUUGAUCUGGAGAGCUAUUUCGGGAUUUCAUUGUUUUUCACCAUUACGGUUUUUGAUUGGCGUAACAAUCUCUCUGCCAUCAGAGAGCGCUAGCCUUGAGUUGGAGUGCAUAGCAGUCCAGUCUCUUAAAGAAAGUUCCACCUUUGGUGGUCCAGCCAGGUCAAUCUGUCAGUAAAUAGUAUGCUGGGUGGAAAUAAGGGGAGAAUUGGGUUUUCAGCGAAACCUUUCGAAAAAAAGCAUGUUUCAUUUUCGAUGGUUCGGUUGGCCAUUCCUGACUUUUGAUAAGAGCCCUUAGUCAGGUACCAUUUCCUGAGCUUUUGCUGCGCUUUGCGCGCUACAAUGUAUUAACCGCUCCAUAUCUUUGUCUUGAGUAAUUAUUGGUUUAUUUGAUUGGCAGUUUGUGUUGUGAUUUGACCAGAGCUAAUGUUUUGUAUUGAUGCUGCUGAACGUAAUCAUGUGUAUUUGCUGAGACAAAAGAAAGGAGGUUCUACUUCAAUGUUAACAGAAGUAGAAUUUACACUGAGGAAUAGGAUUGUUAUGACUAGGCACCUUCUCUUGUUACAGGUCUCCAGAUUAUUUCAACACCAAUCAAUCGGCGCUCCAGUAUAUUUUGUUGUCGUUAAGCUAGUUCUUCUGGAGAAGGAUCCGGUAAGGUGUUGUUUUUCUGCUCUAAAUUCUUAGUGCUUUGUCAUGUUACAACGCUCUGCUUGAACAUAACUGUGGAAGUUAUGGGGAGACCGUUACAAGACAAUUACCACACAUGCUUCAUAGGACGUCUUCGUUGGAGCUAUUUCUCGUCUUAUUAUGAUGUUACGGUGGAACUUCGAUUAACGAAGUGCCAAGGGACUGUGAAAAUUUGUUUGUUAUAUCGAGGGUUCUUUAUUUCGAAAACCUCGAUUUAACGAAUUAUUUAGUCUCCCUCGCAGCCGUUUUUUGGAUGUCACGCAACGCUCCCCCAAAAGAACGUCGUCCACUCUUUUUUGCAGUCGAAGCAAUGCCAUUCUAUCUACUUUUCAAAGAGAGGUCGCAAUCUCCUCUUUCCUCGCGAUCUGCCAUUUUUAUCCUUUUUCGAAAAACAUAUUAAUAAUCUUAGUUUUGGGUUAACAUUAAAUACCCCUGGCUCCUUGGCGUCGCACACUCCCGAGGGAGGCGACGUCUCUCUCGGGAGUUUGCAACUCAGUUAGACGACUGAAAUCCAGGCUAUGUUUUGGGUGCGAAGUUAUCAUUUUCUUCUCUUGACCGUAAAUGUUUGGCAAAUAUCAGUUUGUCUACAGUAGGGCGUUGGUAAUUGUCAGAAAAAAAAAAUUAAAACUUGACGCAGUUGAUACUCAAAAAUAAGGAUAGGAAAAAAAUAGUUCGUUUUUAGUAUUGUCCAAUGAAGUAGCUUACAUUGCCUUUUUACAUCCCAGAAAGAAAUCAAAAUUAAUGGAAAGCCAAUGGACAGUUUAUCAAGCGUUUGUUACUGGGGCUACAAGACAAGGAAAGGCUAUGACAGGGUUACCAAGGAUUUCUAUGAUCAAACAGUGUUCUUAACAAGGUAACGAGUCCAUAAAAGCGUCUAACGCAGACAAAGUGCGUUUUUUACAUUCAUUUUUACAAAACAUAUGUUUCUUAGCUUACUGAAGUUAUUCCGAAUAUUUAAUAUAACUAGUAUUUUUUUUGUAUUUAUUUGCCAUUCUUGCGGACCUAGAAUAGAAAUCUAACUAGUACAGUGUUUGCGAUUCAGUCACUGACUUUCCUCAUAUAUUACUAUCUCUUCUUCUCUUUUUCUUUUUAUGCAGAAAGGACUUCGGCCCGUCAGGUACGCAAUCUACCCAUGUUAGAGUUUACUGAGACUGUUUGUUCUUAUGAUUUCGCGUUUUUUCAGUAAGCAAAAACUGCGCUCUAAAUCUGUGGUGUUUUGGCAACGCUGCUUUCUUAAAACGAUGCUUGCGAGGAGGGCAUAUAGCAUAUGGCAGCGAAACUUUACUGCACUCUGGAAUCAACUUGUUUACCUCAAUCGGACUUCGUUUAUAAUUAUCAACCUUGAAUAAUCAAAUUCGACACCAUCCAUGUUGUGUCAACAGGUUACGCACCAGUUCAUGGUAUGUGCUAUCGUCUGCGAAGCUGCACACUAAACGAGGAAGAUGGAUUUGCUUCUGCAUUUAUCAUCGCGCAUGAGACAGGACAUACGUAAGUUAUCGACGAGUUUGUGAGUCGGAACCUCUUUUUCUUUUGUCAUAACUGCACUUUAAGUUGAGCGAGGUUCAACUUAGUUUACGUUACGCGCGCGCGACCUUUCAUGCAUCGCCUCUAUUUGGUUUACGCGCGUAAAAUUUACGUGCGCACGAACAGAAAAUUAUGCGAUAGCAGAAAUUCACCCUUGACUGUCUUUAAUGAUUCAUGAUUGUUGUUCCUAUUCACAGAUUAGGAAUGGAACAUGACGGAGUAAACAAUAACUGCUCCAAUGACGUCAUCAAAGGAAGCAUCAUGGCACCUCUGGUGCGAUCCCAGUUUGACCGGUUUUACUGGUCCUCUUGUAGUCGUCGAGACCUUUUAUCAAAGUUAAAGUAAGUUGACUUAUUGUCUUUUGUAAGAGAAUGAAAAAGAUUGUAUCUGUGUCAUUGCUUCAUCUACACAAGAUUUCAUUUUUUUAUUGGCAAUGCAAGAUGACCAUGAAAAUUUAAGAUGAAUCAUGUUUUAUUAUCAAUCAGUUUGUGGACUAAGCAAGCGUUGUUUCGAUGCGAACGGAAGGUUUUACAUCGAGGAGAUUUGCGAACUUAAAGGGAAUCGAAAAGUCACAACUUGGCUCACGGCCGACGAAUAAAGAUUUGGAGUGGGUAUUGGAACGGUGAUUCUUUCCGAGUUGUCCUCAUGUCUGACGGAUGUUGCUUUCGUUCUUUCCAUGUAGUGCUCUGUGGUGUUUAGACGAUGUACCCUUCAGAAAUGAGCUUCCUUAUUUGAAAAAGCUACCCGGUCAGAUUUAUACCAUCGAUCAACAAUGUCAGCAUGACUUUGGUAGGAAUUCCAGGUUUUGCAGUCGGGUAGGUGUAUAGAGUUGUUGUUGUUGUUGUUUUUUUUUUCAAUAUUUAUCUGCUAGUCCCUAGUCCCCGUUAUCCAGUACGGCCUCUGCGUUUCAGGUCGCGUGGUCCGAGCGAGUUUUCGCGUCCGUUCGUCUCAGAUACGUCAGCGAAUUGCAUUAACCGAGAAGGAUUGGGAAGACGCCAGCACAACAGACUUAGCGAAAAAUGUCACAGUGAGAAUUUCUAGUUCGCCAUGGCUCAGCUGUGCUGAAGUAUUACAUAUAUAGUUAUGUUAUUUACAAGUUUACUUCUGACAUUUUUUUAACAGAUGAAGCGAGAUCCUUGUGCGGAGUUGUGGUGCGUUCGCGGUUCUUUUUCCGGCUAUAAUGACCGCUUCUGUCAAACGCGAAGAGAACCCGCUUUGGAAGGAACCAAAUGUGGUGAAAACAAGGUACUAAACUAAAAAAAACCAUUAAGGGCUCUGCCCACACGAGUCCAUGUAAGACUGUAAAAGGAUGAAAAUGGCUUCAGUAUUUACAGCCUUCCACACCAGAACGAUAUUUCUUUGUUUACAAAGAUAAGUGCUACGGAGACUGGUCACAAAAAUUCUCGUUUUAAUUUUUCACGUGCCAAAAGGUUAUGAAUAUAUCCCGUUUCACGCCAUCCUGUCCACAGACCUUUUUCUUAUUUUUCGCCCAUUCGACAGCACGAGAGCAAGCACGGCGCGCGAGAAUGACUGCUUGCGCUGGCGGUGAAUAAAUCUCCGGUGGUUUUUAUAUUCAUACGCGCCCUCGACGAUCUCUAAAGAGGAAAUAGAGGGUUUUUGAACAGGCUACUUUCAGGCCUUGUUCCCAGAGACCGCGUUACUCUUGAUCAGCGGACGAGGCCUCCGAAAAAGAAAGUGCUUUCGAGCUUCGACGAAUUCGAGUACGCGUAGUCUUAGCCUACAUGUAUGUUCACCCUAGUCCGUCCACAAACGUUUGCGUUUACGUAUACCCAAGUACACAAGAACUAGUUAAUACUCGGAUUAGUCCACUUUGUUCUGCAAGCAAAAAUUUUGUUUUGACCAUGUAAGAAAUCCUUUUAAUAACUAAGCCAAGUGUUUGUUCUUUGAUGUUUGAUGUUCGUUUCGUUUCUUUUCUUCGUUUCACGGGCCAUAAAAACGCAAAAUCCAAUAUCUAAUGAUCUUGACCUCACACUUGGUCAGUAACAUAAGUAUAUAUUAUAUUCCCUCUUGAUGUGUAUUAAAAACAGUAACAAAACAGAGAGUAUUUCUGUCUUUACAGUGGUGUCGUCUUGGGAAAUGCGUUUCAGUAGAUGACCGGGAUACAACCAUUCCCCUUCCAAGGCCGACUAUAAAACCGGUUCAUGGUGGCUGGAGUAGGUGGAGCGAUCUAAGUGAAUGUUCGCGUUCCUGCGGCGUAGGAGUUCAGUUCAAAACAAGAAAAUGUAACAAUCCUGUGUGAGUAUUCAAGGUCAGCCAUAAAGCACCCCAGAGUCAUGCAAGUUGCCAAUCUCUGUCAACAUGACACUCCAUCACGCUGCCCUUUCAAGACAUUUAAACAAGUAAGAGGAGUGUAACGAAAUGUUUCGUUUUUCAGGCCUAAACAUAACGGAAGACCUUGCGAAGGAGAGAAUAUCAAAUUUGAGCUUUGUAAUACCAUGGUAAGUAGUUACUGGCCAACGUUGUUACCGUGUAGCUCUGAUUUGAGAUAAAAUCCUCAAUGGAUCUUUGGUAGCUGGUCAUUCGCAAAGUGCAAUAACCGUCAGGUUGUAUGAGAGCAAGAAAUGCAGCAAGAGACAAAAAGAGAAGGGCUAAAAGGCUCGUUUCUUUCUCAAAGCAAAGCACAUGUGUUAUGUCUCAUACCUAGGUUGGUUUACUAGCCGUUUUGUGAGCCCACGUUACCUCGCGCACGGGUGCAAAUUAAACUGGCUGGAAAACGAGCCCAGUCUAUAUCACGCGGAAAAAAGUUGUCUUGAGCAUCACCUCACUAUAGCCAUUUUAACAUUACCCUCAUUUAAUUUUGAUUUUGAUAUAGGACUGCCCAGGAAAACUCUUAACAUUUGAGCAAACUCGCAAAGAACAAUGUAUCAGGCGAGCACCUUUAAAAUCCCCCACAACCGCGGCAGUGUGGUCAUCAUAUGACUUAUAUUCCGGUAAGUAUUAAACGAAAAUUAAACAUGAAAACUAAUGGUCAUAACAAAAGCAGAACGGGUUUUCCUCUUGCUUUGAAUGUAACAAAUAAAGUUUGCCGAUCAAAGUAUGCUGAGGUGUAGACAAAUUUUUUCUGUGUUCAAAGGAUUGUUUGGCGAGCAAAGUCCUUGGGACUAAACGCUCUUUUUAAAGAACGUUUAUAAUUUAAAGAGAUUUCGGUCAUCGCGAUCUGUAAUUAUAUUCGUUAACAACUACUUUGAUGCGGCGUUGCUCGUUAGAACGCCAGUACAGCCACAUAAAACGCCUGUAGGAAUUAUCUUUGUCAUAGAGCGGUUUUCACUUGACUGUCGUAAAACCAAAACCAAAGUAAAUACACUAGCCAACCAAAGGGCGUAGUAAAACCAAAACCAAACCAAUUCCUCAAUUACUUUCGACAGUCAAGUGGAAACCGCUCUAUUACUAUUCAUUUGAACUUGAAUAAGUUGUAGUUUACCAAAAUUCAAAAGUAGAAAAAUGUACUAGCCGUAAACCGACACCUCAACCUCUUGGUCCAAUAUGGCUGCCUUGGAAAGAGAGGAAACUUUUGUAGGGUGGUUGGACCGUUGUAAAGAGGUGUUUAAACAAACAACAUGUAUCCGUUGAGGGGAGGUUCCAAUGUUUCAAGACGAUUGAAGAAGCCCUCUUUUUUGUUCGAUUUCACUAGAUAAUGUAACUCUAACCCCAGCGUGAGAAAAACAGCCGACAUUUCGCGACGUCACCACUGGUUUCCCCGAAAAAUUAUAUUCAAGAACCGAGCGCAGAAAUUUCAUACUGAUGAUGCGUCACUAAUCGGAUAUGCGUGGUUCUUCUGAAUGGUUGAAGCAAAUUCUGCCUACCCAGAUCUGGGUAGUGACGCGUCAUCAGUAUGAAAUUUCUGCUGUCGUUUCUCAGACAUCAUUUCGCGGGAAGUCAAGUGGUGGCGUCUCGAAAUGUCAGCUUUAUUUCUCAGGGUAUCUCUCCCCUAACCCAAUAUAUUGCACUAUGCAAGAAGUUAAUGUUAACAUUGGAUAGGGGAGGGGUAGGUGGGUAGCUACCCAAAAUCUUAACUGAUCCAUUCCCCUCAGCGAACAUCGACUGUGACUUUGAAAAGGGCUUCUGUGGAUGGACCAAUAAUCCCAGUGAUGAUUUUGAUUGGCGUCGCCGCAGUGGACACACUCCGACGGCUGGCACAGGACCUUCUUUUGACCACACAAAAGGACGCCGUGGUUGGUAUAUUACAUAUUAUAAAAUCAAACGUUAAGAGCUAGAAUAAGAUGUCUGUCUGAUCUUGAGUGACAUUCUUUAAGUCAAAGUUAAUUGCAUAGUCGGCAUGAGACAACCUAUCGAAGCGGUUUGUUUUACCUUCUCUUCCCAUUAAAGCACUAUACAUGCUGUCACAUCAAGACUGUGAAAAUAUAGAAACCAUCAUUUUUAUAUAUAUUAUUUAGUUUAUUUCGUUAAAACAACUGAAGGAAAAAGACUAUGUCCUCACGAGCCCUUUUAACGAGUUGUCUUCUCAUGUGUUGUUGAUCAAUACAUUUCGUUGACGUACAACAGGUAGCCCCGAAACGAAUAGGCCCCGCAGAAAAAAAAAUUCCCGGUAAAAAUCUAGAGGAUCUUAUAUCCAUGGACUACAUAAUUCUCCAAAAGUUUAUAUCUGUAAGUCUUUUAUUAAAUCUCCUCACCUCCGCAUUAUAUUGAUUUAUUGUUUUCGUUUUAUGAUUUAGGACAUUACGUGUAUCUGGAGACUUCUCGACCUGUCCAGCCCGGAUGGAAGGCUCGCCUCGUUAGCAAGUACAUAGGCAUGCGUGUUGCGUGUCUAAAGUUCUGGUAUCAUGCAUGGGGAGGUGAUAUUCAUAUGGGAGAACUUCAACUUAUCAUCAAAACAGACACGGUAAAUACUAGUCUGCUACACAGCCGUUUUUAGUGUCGUCAGGCAACGCUCAUCCCCACAGAGAAGCGUUGCGUGACGACACUAAAAACGGCUGCGUAGCAGACUAGGUAGAUACAUGACAUGCCGAAUACUUAUCUAUAUCGUGACCUUAGACAGCCGUGAUAUAGCCCUUGUAACUGAUAGACAGUUCAAACUAUUUUUAGUUUCUUCUCCCACUGUUUUUGUUAAGCUUUGACUGAACGGACCGCAAUACAGGAUCUCUGUCUUCAUGUACGUGUACUCGCAAAGCUUCUUUAUGUGCACUAUUUAAUCAAAAUUAAGGGCCUGUUUACCUGAAGGUGCGGGACCCCAGGUUGGUGAGGUACCCGCCUGUCCGUAUAAUCUCUCAUUUUAAUUUGAUCACGUUUACAUGAUAGGUGAGGUGACCUACCACAUGUUACCUCACCUAUCUGGGACCCCCACCUUCGCGAAACAGGCCCUAAGUCCCUAAGUUUUAGUUAUUGGAAAGAAUUAUGCGUCCUCCUUCGACGAGAUGCAGUAUUAUCUUUACUAAUAGAGCCUGAUAUAUGUCUUGCCUUAGGACGAAAAAGUGGUUUGGAGCAUAAAUAAGAAUAGAGGAAAUAGAUGGGUGUUUCACAAGCCUACCACGAUAUUUAGCAACAAGCCAUACAGGGUAAACAAUAAAUUAAAUCUUUAUAGACCUCACCUUGACACAGACGAUUUUUACAUUUUCACGUGCAAAGACAAGUUUUCACUUCAUUAUUUAUCCUCGUGGUUUUCUUUCAUAUCGUAAGCACAAGAGUUAUAACCAGUUUUUGCAGCAACUUGUAACAACUUCAGAGGAAAUUUGCUUUUCCGUACCCCCAGAAAUUGUCACCUUGUACAGCAUCAUAAGCCGUAGCCGUAUAGUUGUAGAGGUGGUCAUUUAAUUUCAGUUAUUUCACCUGUUGAAUCUUCAUACUUAGAGUCAACUUGUAAUAAUGAGAGUGGCAACAAACGAACUGGAGGUACCAGGAGAGAUAGGACAGCUUGGAACUGUCGCAGCAUCAUGUUUGAUGAUGAUGCUCGUUGUAUGAGCCUUUUUUAUCUAUUACCACACAGAAAUUAACUGUUUGCUUUCAUUAUCCUUUGAAGAUUGUCUUCCAAGGCAUUCGAGGUGAUGGAUACCUCAGUGAUUUCGCGCUGGAUGAUAUAACGCUCGAAAACAACCCGUGUGGACUGGGACUAAUGCGAUUUAUGACAGUCAACAACCGUAAGCUUUCUGGUUUUAUUGUAUUUGUUCAGACCUUCCUUAUAUUGUUCAGUCAUUGUUAACCUACAAUCAGCCUCUAUUAAGUUGUGAAUUUCUAAAGGAGGAUUAAAUUACUAGUAGACUAUUUAUUAGAAAAAAACUUUCUCACAAAAACUUUGAGAAACGUGUUUGGCAGUACCCUCAUGUGUUACUUUGUUAUUAUUGGUUUUGGGUUAUUGUUAUUGUUAUUAUUUUUUAGCAGUUUCCAGAAUGAUGUAGAGUGUUUUCACAUGACGUCACGGCCGCUAUAUUGGUGUCCCAAAACAAUGAAACGGCGGCCAUGUUGGUGUCCCAAACCAGUCCUGUAGGAGUUGAACUCUUUUCUUACGCUAACACUUUCUUUUGUUCCAAAAAAAUUGUAUAGAUGUUGGCCACGUGAGUGAAAACACUAUAAGAAUUUUUGUCUAAGUUGUACUUUGGGCCCUUCUAGGAUUGAAAGGGUUAAACAUUUUUGUUUGUAGAAAUACCUGUUGAACCAUGUCACCAGUUCUGUGAAGCAAACAACGACGGCCAAAGCGUAGACGUGGUUAACGUGGAAGUAGAAAACGGAACUGCAUGUUACGAUAACCUUAAAUCCUUUGAUGUCUGCAUCCAGGGAAAAUGUCAGGUAUUUCGUAAACUAUUGCUGCUUUACACGUGACGUCACGGCGGCCAUGUUGGUGGUGUGUUGGUGGUCAGAACAAAAGCAUUUCUCUCCUCUGUGAACCAUACCCUAUUUUCAUGUAAAUUCUUCGAGGAAAAAUCCUAUUGCAUUGACCACCAACACACAUCCAACAUGGCCGCCUUGUCACGUGGUUGCAAACCAAGAAAUAGGGCCUGUUUACAUGGAGUGGGGGACCCCGGUCUAGUGGGGUUGGUUUCUUUUGUUUUCACGCUCUGGGGGACACAAAACAAAAGAAACGUACCCCACUAGACCGGGGUCCCCCACUCCAUAUAAACAGCGUCUUAUUCUGUAUCUUCAAAGGAACGAUGACGACGAAAACAACGGAAAAAGUAAAAAAAAGAAUUGGUUUAUGAGCAAAACAACAGCUAUGCACGGGCAUCAGGUGUUUUGAUACAUUCCUUGACGUCACCGCACGACUCCUGAAGCGACGUUUUAUGGGGGCCGUUAAUAUACGACGACGAAUUUUCGUUUCUCUUUUUGAACCUGAAUAAAGUUCUUAAGAAUUCAACGCCAGGAGAAAGCGCCUUCAUUUAACAAAUUAAAAGGGUCCAAAUAGACGCGAUAAAGUUUCAAACAACGCAAGUUCAUUUUGUCAUUUUCAGCGAUGUUUUCACUGUUGUCGCUGUGUCGUUGCUUACGCUCAUUACUGGUUGUUCUUAACGGUGCUGCGCUUUUUUUUUCUGGUAGAAAAUCGGUUGUGAUGGUGUCAUCGGAUCGAACAAAACUCUUGACAGCUGCGGUGUCUGUGGCGGUAACAACGAUAUGUGUUCAGCAACAGCUGGGACCAUCACCACGCUACCGAAAGAAGGUACGUGCACAAUUGUCGUGAACCGACCCUUGUUCUCAGCUCCCUUUGAAGUGAGGGAGAAAAGAGCCUGGGAAUGAGCUUUCUGUGGACUUAAUUGGUGUUAAAGGGGUGGGGGGGGGGGUGGAGUAGUGUUUUUUACGUCUUCAACAGUAUUGUAUGCAUUCUUUGCGUACGUUUCGACUUAUGAUUAAACUUGAAUCCCCUUCGCGAAAACCCAUUUAGGAUAUACCUAGAAAGAACAAUCUUUUAUCCAGCUAGAGAUCACGGCGAGACUUGAGCUCGUGGCCUGCUUCUAAGUCUAAAACUGUAACCGCUCGGUCACAUUGCCUCCUCUAUCACACGCAGUUUGGUUUUAAAAAAGUUGUGUCAUAUAGCCUUAUUCAGCAAUUAAAGGGGCAUAGUCAGCUUUGGGACCGAUCUGACCUAGACACUAGUUUUGCCACUUUGAAAACCGCUUAGCUCAACCCGAAAUCAAAGGUCGGAUACAUCUAGAAAUCCGCCUCAACCUUGCCUUGUGCUGCAUUCGAUCUUUGAUCUUUUACUGAAAACUUGUUCCUGAGUAUUCUUUUUCUCAUCCUAUAAAAUUAUUUUAUCAUAUUUGGUUGAAAACAGUAUCUUGUUGUAUGCAAAUCAGCUAAGGAAUAGUAUCUAAAGCGCAUGUGCAUCAGCAGACUUUGUCCCUUUAAGAACUGGCUACCAAACUGUGUGAAAUUUAAUCAUUAACAUUUAAAGAUACCACAUUUAAAGAUAAAACAAAAUCAGUUGUGGAUGCACAAACUUGAAAAAAAAAUCCGAUUACAAUUGGGGUUUUAUCUCUCUUGCUUGUAAGUUUGCAUUAUUUGUAAUAGAGUUGUGAUUUUGCUAUUUAGAACCUAGUAAAUUCUCUGCUAACGAGUAACUGGUAAGACUGCACAAAAUGGACUGGGUACAGAUUCUUUCAGUUUGUGCGAUAGUUACUUUAGAGUAUCUCCGACUUGUUGUGACCAUUGCACUAAAUUUUUUAAUCCUGCUGAUUGAUAUGUAAACUCUAGCUUGCUUUCUUUUUUAACUCGGUUUUGGUAAGAGGUUUGUUCUCGGGGUUUCCGGAAACAACAACAUAUCAACAAGAACAGCGUUUAUUUUCUUUGCAAAUAAAAUUACGGAAAGUGCUGACCCGCAAAAUAGUAGAAAUACGAAGUGAGGCGGCUGCGAAACCUGUAUGGCUGGCUAUUAUUAUAAUAACUCAUCUUGCACUGAAGAAAUGAAUGAGAUGAUACUGACCUUACUGAUAUUUAAAUAUGUAUUAAUGUGCCCACAGACUGAAGAGGUUUUUUUUUAAAUAAUCUAUUGAUUUUAUAGAUCUUGAAACAUUGUUAGAGUGUCCAGUGGGUGCAACCGAUAUCAUGCUUGAAGACUCGUCUCCAAACUUCCUAGGUUAGUGAUGGUACUAAUUUCUCAUUGUACAGCUACAGUUGUAGAUUUUUCCUAGGCUCUAUCACCAGCCGCUGUUCGGGUAGCUUCGAGCAAGCUCUCCAUUUGGGUUGGUCGCGAGAAGUCGCGCGAAAGCAACACGCGAAAGGUGACGUGAGUGCGUUACCUGGCGGUCCGCUUCGCUCGCCAUAAAUGGAGAGCUUGCUGGCAGGCUACUGUUCGGGAAAUGACAUUUAUUUUCCUAAAUUCCAUUUGGUUUUAUUAUUAACAGUUCUAGACUCCAUGGGAGCAGAAAAGGCUCCUUUCGUAGGCUCUGAACAGACGUCAGUAUCCGUAGUUUAUGAAUUUGCUGGGACAAAAUUCACUUACAAGAGAGAAGGCGACAUAGAGGCAAUAACCACUCCGGGACCCAUCAAGGAUAGAGUUGUUGUGAAGGUCAGAUAGUAUUCCGUGUAUGUUAUUGCAGCUGCAAGCCCAACGCUAAAUCAUAGCUCAACGGGCGUAUCCGGAAACUUCUUGUAAAAAGUAAACAGCAAAGAUUGCUUGAAAACAGCCUUUGAUUAAAAUUUCUAAUCGAUUCACAUGCAGGUUAAGAUGAGUGACCAGCCAGCAGUACCUAUUAGUCUACGCUACCAGUUCUACAAACCCACCACUAAUGGGAGCGAGUUCUUCUGGUCGCAUUUCAAGUGGUCUGACUGUUCCAAAACUUGCGGGGAAGGUUGGUACUAAAGCUAACGAAUAAGUUGAGCUUCAUUUAAAGCUAGGUUUGCGCGGUUCGUCAAUAUGCGGGAAAAGUGGACCUUAGAAGGAAGACUUUCGAAGUGUUUAGAGAAAAUUGAGGAGAACCGUCACCUUUCCGUAGAGUUACAAUGAAAGCCUUGGACGCAAGAUGAAAUCCAUUCCCCCCACCUCCUUACCCUGGUCGUUUACCCUGAAUGCGAAGCGGGGGCUUUAGGUUUCGAUUUUGCUCUAAUGUGUUCCAAUGGUUUCCACUAGCGCAUAAGCAUUUAAGCAUAAGCAUAAGGACAUACGCACGCGCAGAAUGGCAUAUUUGACUCAAUUCUCGAUACCAGCUCUCCUCAACCCGACGAUAAACAAGAUGGCGGACGGCUUUUGAUAUGUUCGCAUGAGGUCGGGGUCAAAAUAUCCUAUGAUUGGUCCACGGCCUUGUGCUUAGGCUUGUGCUUAUGUCGAUCCCGUUUUCACUAGUCAAGCAAAGAGAAAGACAAACUUGUCCGUUUUUCUGGUGCUUAUGCUUAUGUGGCGGCAGUUUUCACUUGCUUACACAUGUGCUUGUGCUUGUGCUUACGCACCAGUGAAAACCAGGCUUCUAACGAGCUAUAGGAAAAUCCUUGUUUACAUUUUUGCCUCCUUGACAUAUACUUACUAUCAUCUGAUGAAGCUGAUGAAAUAAAAUCUCUGAAUAUUGAAUAUUGAAAGAACGUAAAGAUUUCAGUUCUAUCUGAAAUUUGAGCCCGAUAUAGCGAAUAGACUUCUAACGAGCUAUAGGAAAAUCCUUGUUUACAUUUUUGCCUCAUUGACAUAUGCUUACUAUCAUCUGAUGAAGCUGAUGAAAUAAAAUCUCUGAAUAUUGAAUACUGAAAGAGCGUAAAGAUUUCAGUUAUAUCUGAAAUUUGAGCCCGGUGUAGCGAAUAGUGUCGGAGAAAUUUGCUGUAGAAAACUCGAAACUUUACAAAGAAUGUAUGAGCUCAUUAACGUUUUACCUCCCAGUAAUUUCGCAGUUUUUGAUUGCUGCUAUUUCCUUUGUUAUUGUUUGCAAAGAGCUGAACAUUGAAAAAAACUGCUCAAAUUAACCUGCUCUUUUAUUAUUUUUUUAUGGGUUAAUUUGUAUGCUUAUGAGCAAAAAUAUAAACGACAUUUGGACGAUGAUCAUUGCACGCCAAUAUUUAUGCAUUCUAAACCACCCAUUCCCUUAGCCAUAAACAACGUAAUCUGUUUAUUGGUUCAAGUUGUCAUUUUGUCUUUAUUUAUGUUUUGCUUUUUGUUUAUUUGUUUUUUCUACUCAUUAGGUAUCCAAACACACUUAUAUAAAUGCCGCAGAAAUGAUAACAAAUCAGAGGUUGCCAAGGAUAAUUGUUUCGCGUUGAUCAAACCCGAACCUUUGACGAGACCAUGUAACUUGACAGCUUGCGAGAGGUAUACAUACAUCGAUCGUCAGGAAUGGGUAUCUCACACUUAAAGAGACUAUCGUUAACUUAAGCUGUAACAUACGGGACCACAAUUUGGUGCCCGUCGUAGUUUUCUUCAUAAUAAGGUAUUCAAACUCGUCGAAAGGUCCAGUAAGCAAUGACUAAUGGUGGUUAAGAUGUGGAGCGGAUGGGGAAGGGAAAUGUUUGCUUUGGGGGAUGUUAAAAGAAAUCACUCGGGAUUUAAUAACCUGUGGCAGGGAGUGCCUAUUGUCAAAUUGGAGUAACAACUGAAAUAAGGCAAGUUUAAAAAAACAAGUAAGGAAGGUUUGGUUACCAGUGUUUUUUGCAGAGUCUAUGACUGUCGACGGUGUAACUAAAUGUACGUAUUAGACAUUUAGUAAACUUCAUGGCGCGUGGAUUAUUUCAGUUACUGUUCAUUUACAAUAAUUUUCCGUUUCUGAUAAUCUUAAAUUCCCAACCCAAUUCUUCAUAACCAGCUAGUGUUGACAAAUUUGGAAGAUGUCUGCCGAUAUUCCGACAUUCUUAAAAAUGACGUCAAUUUCACGGACAGUUGACAGAAAAAGAAACAGCAGAAAGCGCGGUGGCCUAGCUGCUUCAGUCGGCAGUGCAGAGCUGUACAAGGGUCGAGAAAAUGGCGAAAGGUUUCAAACGUUAUACAAUAAGAAGUAAAAGCCCGAACUACUGCCAAAUAACAUAGUUAUUUUAGGAGUUAAAUAAAAACAUACAUAACAUCGUCGACAGUUAUAGAGACUCCGUAAAACGCACCUUUAACCAAAGCUACAAUACUUGUUUUUAAACUAGCUGUCUGUUCCAAUUGUUAUGACUAUAUUUGCGAUCGUCUUGGGAAGACGUUUUGUGUUCCUUAAGGUGAGUGACGUACACUUAGAAAAAAAAAUAUACAGAACAAAAGUUUGUCUUUCAAAUAGGCUCUAUACAUCCCCAAGAAAUCAACGAAGCUUUUCACUCCAUGUUCCCACUAACAGCGUAGCUCUACUACUCGAAGUACAAACAACAAAACGCAAUCCCUUGACUACCUCCUACGCCUCAAAUGUCAGCUAAGUAAAUCUCGUAACGUUUGUAAAGUGACGUUUAUGAAAAUCUUAUUUCUGUGCGUUACAGGUAUGUUUGGAAAGUGUCCAAUUGGACGAAGUGUUCUUCACUUUGCAAUGGCGGCAGCCAAAAUCGUACAGUGGAAUGUAGAGGAGUUUUAGUAGAUCGCCAGGUCAACUUUACACUGUGUACUGCGGAAAGGCCUGAGAAACAACAGAUAUGUAACGAUCAACCGUGUCCGGCCGAAUGGAUUGUGGGUAACUGGACUCAGGUACGUAGGGUCUUUUUAGGGCUUGUUUACAAGGAGGUGGGGGACUCCAGGUAGGUGAGGUAACCCGCUUAGGUGGGGUAACCCGCCUGUUCAUAUAAUCUCUCAUUAUAAUUUGAUCACGUUUACAUGAUAGGUUGGGUAGCCGUAUGGACAGGCGGGUUAUCUCACCUGGUUACAUAUGGAGGUGGGGGACCCCAGGCAAGCCCUUAGACUGGCACUCCGGCGCCAUAUUAUUUUAGAGACUUAAAGGUCCGGCGACGGUGUAGGUAACAAGAACGUAAAAAAGGCAGUAAGUUUAGUCAGCUGAACAACUAGUUGGCAUUUGCAUCACACUUGACAUCACAGUCACACCAAGUCCUUUUGAUGAAAGUUCUGUUACUGUCUUUAUUGCCAACAUUUUCUUCGUUGCUGGAUUCUUGGAUACUUAAAUAGUGAUUAGCCGUCGAUAAAUACACUGGCCGCGAAAACGCUGCUAUUCAAAAGUUGCUAAAACCAUUAGACAUAAUGAUACGAGCAAUGGUAUGACAGAACAAAGAGGGACCAAGUCCCGAUUCAUAAAGCAACCUUUUAAGAGUCUGGUGUUCUCCUUGCAUUCCCAUGCUUGUUAAACCGCCCUUGGCCGAAUUAUAGGCUCGAUUUCCGCCGUCUCCCGGGUCCGGUCUUUGAUCCUCAUUUUCCCGAACAGCGGCUGGUAAUCGAGCCUAGCCGAAUUACUCCCGAUCCGUGCAAGAGCAUCCUUUACAACAGAGAGAUUGGCUGCAGAAAGGGACCCCUCUACUCCUCUAAAGAUACUUUAUGCAAUUGGUUCUAUUAUCUCAAGAAAUCUAGUUGGCAACUGUCAAAACGGAUCACAAUCUGGAGAGCGGAACAAUUUGAAGACAGCACAACUUUGCCUUACUAAAAUUCAACAAGCAAUAGCUUAUCAAGACAGAUGGGGAGAAAGUGUUUGAAUUUUUUUAACCCCUUAACUCCCAGAAGGGAGUGGCAUGUAACUUCUUAGAACAUGCAAUACAUUGUCCAACAUACUGCUGGUGAGAAUACGUAAAUUUAUCAGCCAGAUGAUAUUAUAUUGAUAUAACCCCAAAUUACUUCAAUAAAAUAUAUUAAAAUAGCAAUCAUUUGCGAGAAUUAAUACAUGCAAUCAAAUCUUGGGAAUUUAAGGGUUAAAUUGGUUCUAUUUCCUUGUGUUUUAGUGUUCUCGCAGCUGUGGAAAUAGUGUUCAACAACGUUUAGUGGAGUGCAGAAAUAUUUUAGGAGCUGUCUCAUUAAACUGUCCACGUGAUGCUAGGCCGCCUCGGAUGAGAAUUUGCAGAAAAGUUCCCUGUGAAGGAGAAGGUAAGUGGACUGCACGUUGCUAACUUAUUUGAUGUAAUGUAUCAAGCAUGAGAUACAGUGUUUCAUCACCAGAUGAAACACCGAGAAGUAGAGUUGAUAAUACGACGAGUAUUUCUGAAGAACUUCGAGGUGUUUCAUCUCGUGAUGAAACACUGUGUCGAAUGCUUGAUAUCACUUCUCAAACAAAAUGAUUUUAGAGGUAGAAAUCAAAGAUACAAAAAUGAGCAGUUUUUCAUCUGAUUUUAAACACUCAUUAAACAUUUAAAAUUUCCUUUGUAUUUUCUUUAUGAAUUAUUAAUGAGUUUGAGAAGUAAAUGUUUCUGUAGAGUCGAGUGCCGUAAAUUGUACAAGGAUUUGCAGAGGAGUUUAGAAACAGUUGUGGCGCAGCGCGUGCGUCUUCCCAAGUUUCUCGGGUUCGAAUCCCGGUUUAGGAGGCCGUUUGUGGAUUAUGUAGUGGCUUCCUGUCUUUUGCUUCGAUUACUUUAUCUCCGGGUACUCCGAUUUCCCCCUUUCCUUAACAACCAAGAUUUUCAAAUUCCAAUUCGAUGAAGUAUACAACACAAUGAACCACUUCAUGGAAGUGUAACCUCUAACUCGUUAUUUAUAUAUCUAUUUAUUUAUUUAUCGUAAAUUUAUUUGUCUCCUUUUUAUUUAUUUAUUUAUCUAUUAAUUUGUCGUCUAUUUAUCCAUUCUCCAACAGUUUUAGCAAACAUGUCUUGCUCGUUUGAAGAAGGAUUCUGUGAGUGGAGAAAUGUGCGCGCCUCCAGGCUAGAUCAGUUUGAUUGGGCGUUGUUAAGUGGAAGUACGCUGAGCAAGAAGACUGGACCAACUAACGAUCACACCUUGGGAACGUCAAGAGGUUGGUAACAAACAUCCAAGUUGAAGAAAGAAGCUAGAGAACAGUUUUCAACUCACGCUAUUUUUCCUCUUUUGCACCUGUUUUCGUUCCCCCUUACAGCUCCUUAGUAAGAAACAACUAAGCUUAUUAGAGAUCUUAAGAUAGACCGUGUCCGUGAACGGGUAUGGGCAAAUAACCCGCACCCGUAACCGUAAAUACAAGUAGAUCCUCUCUUAGCCCUGGGAAACGGCUAAGCUACCGGGUAAAACGAGGAUACAAUACUGACCGCCUAGUUAUGGAAAAUCAUGUUCGCCCACCGUCUUUUCUGUGGGCAGAAACGAUAUAUCUUAAGGUCACUGAUGACCAAGAGGUGUCCGAUGAAUACAGGUUCGUCUGACCGAAAAUAUGGAAAGAAACGUUUGAACCUGAGCCAUUCUUCUCCUUACUAUUAGCCGUUUGUUUAUUCCUCAGGUUUUUACCAGGCAUUAAAUGCAGUUCAACCUCUCCAAUAAGUGGCCACCCUCUAUUAAGCAGCCAGUAAUCAAAGUCCCGAAAUAAUUGUAGAAAAGAAUAAGGAAUUAAACCUCUAUUAAGCAGCCAUGGCCGCCUUUUGGCCGUGCCAAUGAGAAUUGUCCCAUUGUUGUCACAUCUAUUAAGCGACCAUAAAGCACUUAACGGAUUACGUUUGGUUUUAUUUUAAGAAUAUAAUGAAGGAAAACAGUCUGACAUAGACGGUGACGACCGAUCGUGGACCAGUACUGCUGCCCCAGUCGCGUAUUUGUUUUAAAAUAAAGUGAUGUUUCUGCUAAAGAUUAUGCUAAUGUAUAGCCCGGUUUCUGACGAACCGCUAUUGAGGGGUCAACCUCCAUUAGGCGGCCGCUUAACGGCACACCAAGGGUGGCCGCUUAAUGGAGUUUUCAACAAUAAUUUGUUUAUUUCUCAGGUUUUUACGUAUAUAUAGAAGCUUCUCAUCCACAACGAAGGAAUGACCGCGCGAGAUUAAUAAGUCCCGUAGUACGUGCUAGGAGUGUCUGCCUUAACUUCUGGUAUCACAUGUACGGUGACAAAAUGGGCUGGCUUCGUGUUAUGUACAGGCUCCUAAGGGGUAGAGAUCGCAGAAUAUGGCACAAAUCUGGAAACCAGAAAAACGAGUGGCAUAAUGAACGUCUAACCAUUAAUUCUUAUCUUCCAUACCAGGUAAUCGUACUGAAUACUUUGUUCAUCGUUGCAGUGAACUUAGCGACUGGUCAUUAUUUAUCGCCUGGGGGGGGGGGGGGGGGGGGGGGGGGGGAGGCGGAGCGGAGGACUUCGUGGGGGGGAUCACUUGACUUCUAAGAGAACAAAACUGGGGAUCAGUGGUAACUGAGAACCCAAAAGGGGGAUCACUGAAAACUUUGGAAGGAUUCAGAGGUGGGACCAAUCAAAUUUGUUGAAAAAUGAAGACAAGGGGGGGGGGUCGCUAAAGUAAUCAAACGUUAUUAGGGGGGAUCACUUCAGUGAAGUAACAUUCAAAGGGGGAAUCGGCUACAUUUCCCCUUGUGUAGCCCCAGUUUUUUUUCCUGACUGUCUCUUUUACGCAGAGCCCUUCUUGUCCCACUAGGAGGCUGCUGGGGGAGACAGAAGUGCGCAGUGGACGAUGGGAAAGGAAAAAGCUGGAGAGCUUCUUUUUUUCCACCCUAGCUCUCGUGCUCAGUUUUUAUUAUUAUUAUUAUUAUUAUUAUUAUUAUUAUUAUUAUUAUUAUUAUUAUUAUUAUUAUUAUUAUUAUUAUUAUUAUCAUUAUUUUAUAUUUUGAAUACCAAUGCGAGUUUCUGCCUUUGGCCUUAUGUCCUUUAUCAUUGCAUAUGAAUUAGAAACAAGCGAGAGUGAUGUAAAAGAACCCAUGGCACUGAUCAAACAUAAAUAGGGUAAACCGAAUGUCUAAACAGUAAACCAACAAAGCCUCUGAAUAUGGGACGAAGCCUACUUGAAUGGUCUCUCUUAUCAAAACUAAUUCAGAACUCUGUAGAUUACCGUAGAGCAUUUCAACCUGUUGUUAUAAGUGCAAUGGUUCGACGCCUUAUUCUUGCAAUGCCCUAUUUAUGAUAUCGGUUUCUUUUCUUUCAGAUCAUAUUCGAGGGUAUUCGAGGCAAUGGUUUUUCCAGUGAUAUAGCAUUGGAUGAUAUAAAGAUUUCAAGUGGUAGAUGCUCUCCAAAAUCUCCCGAAAGUAGGUUUGCAGAGUAAAUUUAGUUUUGUGGUUGUUUUCGCUCCUGGGCUGGCCUUACAGGAAGUCAUGCAACAUCAGAAUAGAGUUCUGGUUUUACGACUUGGGGCUAUUCAUGUAGUUGUUAUUCACCUUAUAACCAUGCGGAAAGCGAGAUUUUUUCUGGAUUGCUUUGUGUAGAAAUGGCCUUUGUUAAUUUAACCUCGAUAAUGUUUAACCGUAGAGCGCGGAAAGUAACAGCCUCCGCUCGUUACUUUCCACCUUUAGGAAACUCUAGUUUCGGGGGUUCCUUACCGUCGGAGCUCAAACUCUAUUGGCUUUGGCAGAGAAACUGAAAAAAAAGAAAGUAGCAAAACCUCUGGUGAUACCGCGACGUACAUAUCUUGUACAUUCGUGCAGUACGUAUCAAAUCAGGAAUGCGCAGCUGUCCUGUGUUUGCGGCUUUAUAUCUGUUGUAGUUGAAGCUUUUCCCUCAGCAGUGGCGGAUUCAGACCUUCAGAUGAGGGGGGGAGGGGAGGGCGGUCAUCCAGAGCCCUCAGAUAAGCGGUGGGGGAGGGGGGGGGGCGGUCUCCAAAAAAAUUUUUUUUGGUCUCAAAAUAAGGGAGGCCGUGUCCGCCGGGCCUCUCCCCUGGCUCCGCCGCUGCUCAGAAUCUUUUUUUUAACUUCUGAUUCAUGACCAAUAGAAAAAAGGCGUAAAUUCUUGGGUGGCUACUAUCGUUGGAUCGCUAUGGGAUAAUCGCGUUAACACCCAUGUAUAGUGAAAUGAAAAGUGAACUCGUCUUGUUUUAUUGUUUGCAACAUGCUGAGCAGCGAGAAACUCUCCAAUUCCUUCUUAAUUGAUAGAGAACUAUGUCUCAGUGACCCUGGCGAACAUUGAAAUAGUGACCUCUGAAUUAUUGUUUUUUAAAGCCUAGUCUACUUACCUGGCCAAUCGAGAACAGGGCAGAGAAUUUAGAAAAAAAUAGUUUGAGGCUUGAAAGCCGAAGCCGUGAACAGCGCGUGAAAAGUCUCUGGCACCCAGGGUGAGCACAUAUAUCUCAUGGCUCGUUUAUUCCCCACUUUUCAGAUCCACAGCAGUGCACAAGCGAUAAAUCAAGCUACUGUAAAGCUGCUAUUCGCCUAAACUGGUGCUCUUCAUCAAGUUGGAGUAAGAUGUGCUGCAAAACUUGUGAAAGGGUUACCCUGAGUGGAUCUUAA